This is a messenger RNA of Diuraphis noxia (Russian wheat aphid), 2515 nucleotides long. Its product is annotated as proton-coupled amino acid transporter-like protein pathetic. Gene Ontology annotation, molecular function: L-amino acid transmembrane transporter activity. Gene Ontology annotation, cellular component: vacuolar membrane. NCBI's taxonomy places the organism in Eukaryota, Metazoa, Arthropoda, Insecta, Hemiptera, Aphididae. The record is from RefSeq and is a predicted model, not a curated record. Gene Ontology annotation, biological process: amino acid transmembrane transport.
CGCAGUAUGAAACACAUCUUGAGUUCAAAUGGCCACGGUGCAGACGUCAACAAUGGCAACGAUGUAGACGGCAACGAUGGAGACGGCAACRUCGGAACACAGGGGUGGCGUUGUAGUAAGGGUGACAAAAAGCAGCUGCCGUACGACCCGUUUCAGAUGCGUGACAACUCCAACUCGACCACUGCUACCGGUGCUUUGUUACAUCUGAUAAAGAGUAGUCUCGGUUCCGGCGUCCUUGCCAUGCCGAAUGCAUUCAAAAACGGCGGGCUCAUUUUUGGCUUGUUUGGGACGGCUGCCAUCGGGGCUCUGUGUGCGCACUGCAUCUACCUUCUAGUGCUGUGCUCGCAAUCACUGGCCCGUCGUACACGGCGUCCGGCUCUCGGUUUUGCCGACACCGCGUACGCAGCAUUUAAGACAGGCCCGCGUAGGUUUCGCGCUUGGGCCUCGUUCGCCAGAGGAUUUGUCAACGCUGCACUAUUUUGCACGUAUUAUUUCGGCAACUGUGUGUAUGUAAUACUCGUAUCAGCGUCGUUCAAACAGGUCGCAGACAACCACAUGCCUGUAGAGUGGCAAUUCUCCAUACGUACCUGGAUCUUGGGUCUCGCCUUACCGAUUCUUCCUCUCGGCACCAUUCGUUCACUCCAGGUAUUGGUUCCCUUCUCAGCCGUGGCUACGACAUUCAUACUACUCGGUUUGGGUUGCUCCAUGGUAUGGGUGGUGAUCGGUGUCAGUCCGUUCGCCAGCAAAGAAGCUGUGCUGGCAGCCGUGCCACUGCCUGAUAUGGCGUCUCGUCCCUGGAUAGGCACACUUGCACACAUGCCAUUGUUCUUCGCCACUGUUGUCUUUGCCAUGGAGGGUAUCGGCACCGUUCUACCGAUUGAGAACUCGAUGCGCCAUCCAGAACAUUUCCUCCGGGCCCGCCCAUGUGGAGUGUUGAAUGCCGCAAUGACGCUGGUUGUGUUUUUGUACUCGAUGGCCGGCUUCCUCGGAUACUUACGUUUUGGCAAUGCCACUGAAGGUUCGAUCACGCUCAAUCUUCCCAACGAUUUAUUCGCUGAGACAGUUAAGAUCAUGGUCACGAUGUCAAUACUCUUCUCAUACGGCUUGCAGUUUUGUGUCCCUAGUGAAAUUGUUUGGGCUCGCUUGAGGCCCUGGCUACGGAAACGCAAAUGUGACGCUAAGUAUUCCACAAAUGCGACAGACAAAGAUACAGUAGCUGUGAGCACCAUUGCCGGCAGCAUUGUGACCAUGACCACGGUCACAUCAACAAUGAAUCAUUCUAAACACUACGAAAAGAAACAAGCUGAAAUAGAUGAACUGSAUGAGGAAGAAGAGUACAUGGACUGGGAAUAUUACGUGAUGCGGGCAUUAAUGAUCCUGGGAACUUUUGGAAUUGCUGCCAUUGUACCCAACCUUGCCCCCAUCAUAUCUUUAUUUGGAGCAGUAUUCUUCUCCAUCCUAGGACUUUUGUGUCCAGCUGUAAUACAUCURGUUGCAUUUUGGGAAUAUAAGAACGAAAAUGAAAAUGAUGAAAACUAUGAAGACUCAGAUUCAGAAAACAAUUUACGAUUUGACGGAGUCGAUAACUAUGCUAUGUUUGACGACAUAAGUAUAGAAUGUGGUGGUAAUACACAGCGACAACAACAAAGGAAAAUAAGCAAUGAUGAAUCGAGUACCAGAAAAAAGGGCAUGUCCCUAUUAACGGCCACCAAAGAUGUGGCCAUCGCUUUACUCGCUUUAUUGGCCAUGGUUUCUGGGGCAUAUGCGUCUUUGGUAGACAUAUUUAAAUGUUACGGAUCUAGUAGUAAAUAGCACGCUAUAAAUUCUACCAUAGAAAUUAUAACGUCAACUGCUCAGGGCCAGAGUCAGCGUUCCUGUUGAGAAAAUAAAUAAAUUUAUCAAUAUGCAUAAACAUCACCACUGCAUCGAUCCAAGCUUUAAAUACAUUAUUCAAACAGCUWGARAGAUGUUGUGAAGUCAUCCCCACACCACUAGAUAUAUUAUGUAAGCUAUAUGAGUGUCACCAACAUUAUUAAUAGCAUCACUCUCAUAGUGUUCUUAUAUGUUUAAUUUAUUUUGGACAUAAAUAUAAUAUUAUCAUAAUUUUCUUUCCUAACGGUCUAGUGUCAUAAUAUAAUUAUAGUAGGUAGGUGUUAUUAUUGACUGAUGCUAUCUGUCUUAAAGACCUAUUUAUUUUUAUUUUUAUUUUUAUUUAAAAUUUGUUAUUUCCUACUUUAUUUGAUUAACUGUCAAGUGUAUUUUUAUAGAUGCGCGUUGACAAUAAAAAAAAAAGUAGUGCAUAAUUUCAAAUAUCUUAUUGAUACUUAUUUAUUAUUGUCAUUACUAUUUUUAAAUUAUUUUAUUAUACUACUAUUUCACUUUCCACUGUUAUAUGUUACACAUUUUAAAAGACAUUUUUUUUUUAAAUAUGUUUUGGAUUUCGGCCGUUACUACUUGUAAAAUAGUUGAAAUCAUAUUGUUUUUUUUUUUUAUAUAAAACGAUGAAAAUGCCAAA